This is a messenger RNA of Aspergillus pseudotamarii, 1841 nucleotides long. Its product is annotated as translation elongation factor Tu. The record is from RefSeq and is a predicted model, not a curated record. The transcript is spliced from 5 exons. The coding region runs from base 266 to 1591 and encodes 441 amino acids. NCBI's taxonomy places the organism in Eukaryota, Fungi, Ascomycota, Eurotiomycetes, Eurotiales, Aspergillaceae. Gene Ontology annotation, biological process: mitochondrial translational elongation. Gene Ontology annotation, molecular function: translation elongation factor activity; GTPase activity; GTP binding. Gene Ontology annotation, cellular component: mitochondrion.
GGUAGUAGGACUCUUGGCGACGCUUACUCCGGACAGGUACCGAUAGCUUCCCACCCAAGUUGACGUUCCAUGAUACUCCGUAUUUGGAUGGGGAAAGCCUCCGCAAUUCGGCGCUCAUGAUUGGUCAAUGGAUGACUAAGCGUCUCCCUAAAUUUUUCGGGGGACUGGAGAUCUUCUCGACCCUCAGACCAGCUCCGUUUCUUCCAUUCCAUCGCGUUUCCUUUGGUUCAACUUUCGUUUGUCAUUACACUGCAGGGCAGUCAACAUGUCUAGCAUCUCCAGAACCGCCAACCUCCUCUUCCGCUCUAGCAGGGCCUCCCUGUUGCGCCCUCGCGCUGUCAACCCUGUUCAGCAUGUUUUGGGUAAAGACAGACUGGCUGCCCGUGGUAUGGCAACUGCCUUCGAGCGCUCCAAGCCUCACGUCAACAUCGGUACCAUUGGUCACGUCGAUCACGGCAAGACCACCUUGACUGCCGCUAUCACCAAGCACCAGGCUUCUAAGGGCCUCGCUCAGUUCCUUGAGUAUGGUGCCAUUGAUAAGGCCCCUGAGGAGCGUAAGCGUGGUAUCACCAUCUCGACUGCCCACAUUGAGUUCUCCACCGACAACAGGCACUAUGCCCACGUCGACUGCCCUGGUCACGCCGAUUACAUCAAGAACAUGAUCACUGGUGCUGCUAACAUGGACGGUGCUAUCGUUGUCGUUGCUGCUUCGGAUGGUCAGAUGCCCCAGACCCGUGAGCACUUGCUGCUCGCCCGUCAGGUUGGUGUCCAGAAGAUUGUCGUUUUUGUCAACAAGGUUGAUGCUGUUGAUGACCCUGAGAUGUUGGAGCUUGUCGAGUUGGAAAUGCGCGAGCUUCUCAGCAGCUACGGCUUCGAGGGUGAAGAGACUCCCAUCAUUUUCGGCUCUGCUCUGUGCGCUUUGGAAGACCGUCGCCCCGACAUUGGUACCGAGCGUAUUGACCAGCUCAUGGAGGCUGUUGACACCUGGAUCCCUACCCCUCAGCGUGAUCUUGACAAGCCUUUCCUCAUGUCUGUUGAGGAAGUCUUCUCUAUUGCCGGUCGUGGUACCGUUGCCUCCGGCCGUGUCGAGCGUGGUAUCCUGAAGAAGGAUAGCGAAGUCGAGAUCAUCGGAGGUAGCUUCGAUGCCACCAAAACUAAGGUCACCGACAUUGAGACCUUCAAGAAGUCUUGUGACGAGUCCCGCGCUGGUGACAACUCUGGUUUGCUUCUCCGUGGUAUCCGUCGCGAGGACGUCAGGCGUGGUAUGAUCAUUGCUGCUCCUGGCAGCACCAAGGCCCAUGACAAGUUCUUGGUGUCCAUGUACGUUUUGACUGAGGCUGAGGGUGGCCGUCGUACUGGCUUCGGCUCCAACUACCGCCCCCAGGUGUUCGUUCGCACUGCUGAUGAGGCUGCUGACCUCAGCUUCCCCGACGGUGAUGAGUCCCGCAGAGUGAAUCCCGGUGACAACGUCGAGAUGGUCCUCAAGACUCACCACCCCAUUGCUGCUGAGGCUGGCCAGCGCUUCAACAUCCGUGAGGGUGGCCGUACUGUUGCCACUGGUCUCGUCACCCGUGUCAUGGACGGAAAAUAAAUGCCAGCUCGUUUACGGUGACUGAUGAAUUGGCGGCCUUUGUACUAUGAAAAAUUUAUGCCCGGAUUUGUUUUUCUUGCAGCGCGGGAAUCAGCGAAGGGAUCCGGGAAACGUUGAUACCGGAGUUCGUGAGUCAUGCCAUGUACCUGUAUUGUAUUUAACCAUGUAGACUUUUUAUUUUUCUCUUAUUUUCUACAAUUCUCUCCUCAUCUAUAUCUAGGUAUGUCGUUGAAUGUGAAUCCGAUGAUUA